AUGUCGUCCUACGGCUCAAACACGCCAGGGUACAUACACCCAUCCCAAUACCCACCACAUCCCCAACCGCAAUACCAACAAGCACCAAACCCACCAUAUCCCACAACCCCGGGCCCACCAACCUCGCAACCCACCGCUUACUUCCCCCCACAACCCCAACAACAACCCGCCUACUCCACCUCUCCCGCUUCACCCUGGCAGCAACCCGCCUACGCCUCCUCGCCACAGCACCAAUACCCACCGCAAAACCCCAUCUACUCCUCCUCGCCCACCGCCCACGACGCCGCGAUGAUGCACCUCCCCAACGGCCCGCCAUCCCACCGCCGCUCCUCCUCGCUCUCGCAAUCCGCGCGCCCGCACUUCAGCAGCUCAGCGCCGAUAUCGAUACCGCAGCAGCAGCGCCCGGCGAUCUACGCGCGCAGCCACGGCUCGCACAGUUCGCAUGGGUCGCAUCAUAGUCACCAUCCGCACGACCACCAUGCGUUUGGGGAUGGCGAGGAUAUCCAUGAUAAUGGGCAGGUGUAUGGCGUGUUGGAUGAGGAGACGCUCAGGCAGUAUGAGAAGCGGUAUGCGAAGGAUAGGGAGUUGGAGAAGAGGCCGACGUUGGGGGGGAGUUUGAUGAGCAUGGUUAAGGCUUUGGGGUCCAAGAGGGAGUAG
Molecule: messenger RNA, 657 nt
Organism: Parastagonospora nodorum SN15
Lineage: Eukaryota; Fungi; Ascomycota; Dothideomycetes; Pleosporales; Phaeosphaeriaceae
Exons: 1
Coding region: 1-657 (218 amino acids)
Source: RefSeq, a predicted model, not a curated record